Messenger RNA from Lodderomyces elongisporus, 705 nucleotides. It is a transcript of the gene ATP4, whose product is annotated as F1F0 ATP synthase subunit 4. Gene Ontology annotation, biological process: proton motive force-driven ATP synthesis. Bases 1 to 705 code for a protein of 234 amino acids. Lineage: Eukaryota; Fungi; Ascomycota; Pichiomycetes; Serinales; Debaryomycetaceae. The record is from RefSeq and is a predicted model, not a curated record. The transcript has 2 exons. Gene Ontology annotation, molecular function: proton-transporting ATP synthase activity, rotational mechanism.
AUGUCAAUGAUCAACAGAAUUGCUUUGAGAGCAGCUCGCCCUUCAGUGGGUAUGGCCAUUCGCCCAGCACCAAUCGGAUUGAGAUUCCUCUCUACCCCAGUGGAACCAAAACAAAAGGCUCAAUCAAUUGUUGAUGCUUUACCAGGUAACAACUUCAUUACAAAAACCGGUGUCUUGGCCACUUCAGCAGCAGCAGCCGUCUACGGGUUGUCCAACGGAUUGAUCAUCAUUCACGAUGAAACUAUUUUGGUCGCCACAUUCUCCAUUUUCACAGCAUUGUGUGUUAAAUUCAUUGCUCCUUUGUACACCGAGUGGGCAGAUGGUGAGAUUAAAAAGGUCAACGAUCUUUUGAACGGUGCAAGAAACAAGCACAUCGAAGCUGUUGAAGGAAGAAUCAACUCAGUAGGGGAAAUGAAAGACGUUGUUGAGCAAACAAAGGGAUUGUUUGCAUUGUCCAAGGAGACUGCUAAGCUCGAAGCAGAUGCUUUUGUCUUGAAACAAAAAUUGGAAGUUGCCUCUGAAGCCAAGAAUGUUUUGGACUCAUGGGUCAGAUUCGAGAACCAACAAAGACAACUCGAGCAAGAACAAUUGGCCAAGUCCGUUAUCGAGAAAGUUAACAAGGAAAUUGAAGACCCUAAAUUCCAAGACAAGUACUUGCAAGAAGCUUUGAAAGAAAUCGAAAAAGUUUUUGCCAAAAACAAGUAA